This is a messenger RNA of Pipistrellus nathusii (Nathusius's pipistrelle), 978 nucleotides long. NCBI's taxonomy places the organism in Eukaryota, Metazoa, Chordata, Mammalia, Chiroptera, Vespertilionidae. The record is from the annotation of a GenBank genome assembly.
AUGAAUUCCUCAUUUCGCCUGUAUUUCUUAGAUCUCGGCCUGAACGCCACGGAGGGCAACCUCUCGGGACCGCAUGCCAAGAACAGGUCUUCGCCGUGUGAGGACAUGGGCAUCGCCGUGGAGGUGUUCCUGACGCUGGGCCUCAUCAGCCUCCUGGAGAACAUCCUGGUCAUCGGCGCCAUCAUAAAGAACAAGAACCUGCACUCCCCCAUGUACUUCUUCGUGUGCAGCCUGGCCGUGGCGGACAUGAUGGUGAGCAUGUCCAACACCUGGGAGACCAUCACCAUCUACCUGAUCAACAACAAGCACCUGGUGAUCGCUGACGCCUUCGUGCGCCACAUCGACAACGUGUUCGACUCCAUGAUCUGCAUCUCCGUGGUGGCCUCCAUGUGCAGCCUGCUGGCCAUCGCGGUGGACCGCUACGUCACCAUCUUCUACGCCCUGCGCUACCACCACAUCAUGACCGUGAGGCGCUGCGGGGCCAUCAUCGCGAGCAUCUGGGUCUUCUGCACCGGCUGCGGCAUCGUGUUCAUCAUCUACUACGAGUCCACGUACGUCAUCAUCUGCCUCAUCUCCAUGUUCUUCACCAUGCUGUUCCUCAUGGUGUCCCUGUACAUACACAUGUUCCUGCUGGCGCGGACGCACGUCAAGCAGAUCGCGGCGCUGCCCGGCUGCGGCUCCGUGCGGCAGAGGACCAGCAUGAAGGGCGCCGUCACCCUCACCAUGCUGCUGGGCAUUUUCAUCGUGUGCUGGGCCCCGUUCUUCCUCCACCUCAUCCUGAUGAUCUCCUGCCCUCAGAACCUCUACUGCUCCUGCUUCAUGUCCCACUUCAACAUGUACCUCAUCCUCAUCAUGUGCAACUCCGUGAUCGACCCCCUGAUCUACGCCUUCCGCAGCCAGGAGAUGCGGAAGACCUUCAAGGAGAUUAUCUGUUGCCAUGGCUUCAGGACGCCCUGUAUCUUCCCCAGCGGCUAUUAG